This is a messenger RNA of Malassezia japonica, 1794 nucleotides long. RefSeq lists its product as uncharacterized. The record is from RefSeq and is a predicted model, not a curated record. NCBI's taxonomy places the organism in Eukaryota, Fungi, Basidiomycota, Malasseziomycetes, Malasseziales, Malasseziaceae. The transcript has a single exon. Bases 1 to 1794 code for a protein of 597 amino acids. Gene Ontology annotation, molecular function: flavin adenine dinucleotide binding; N,N-dimethylaniline monooxygenase activity; NADP binding.
AUGGCCGAAGGACCGCAGCCCCUUCCCAACGGCAUCCAGCUUGUCCAAGACCCUGUGAACCUUCAGGGCCUCAAGCCCGAGUACCACGACGUUCUCGUCGUCGGUGGCGGUCUCAGUGGUGUCGGUCUCGCUUGCAAGCUCAAGCAGACGCGUAACCUCACUGAUAUCGUCCUGCUCGAGAAGCUCGACGGCCCCGCCGGCACCUGGGAGGCCAACACUUACCCUGGUUGUGCCUGUGACAUUCCUGCCCCGGUCUACAGCUUCAGCUUCCGCCAGAAGAACGACUGGAGUGGCAUGUACCCCCUGCAGGCGGAGCUCCGCGACUACGUCCACACGGUCGUGUCGGAGUACAACUUGUGGGACAAGUUCCGCUUCCGCACCGUCGGCCGUGAGGCGCGCUACGACGACGCCACCGGUCUGUGGCACGUCAUCUCGGAGGACCUCCCCCCGAAGGGCAGCCCUGCGGGCACCCGUGGUGAGAUGCACUACUACGUGUGCAAGCUCUUCUACACAGCCGUCGGUGGUCUGUCGACCCCCAACCCCUGCACGAUCCCCGGCAACGAGAACUUCAAGGGCCCAAUUUUCCAUUCGGCCCGCUGGGACUGGUCGGUUGACAUGAAGGACAAGAACGUGAUUGUCGUCGGCAACGGUUGCUCGGCAACGCAGUUCGUGCCGAUUGUCGCCAAGGAGGCCAAGCACCUCACGCAGUUUGUGCGCUCCAAGCACUGGUACGCGCCAGUGUUCAAGAACCCCGCCAGCAAGAUCCCUGGUUGGGACUGGCUUGUGCGCAACGUUCCCUUCUUCAUGUACUUCCAGCGCAUCCUGAUGUGGCUCGUUCUCGAGACCCACUUCUGGAUGGCCACUCGUACCUGGAUGGGCCGCUACCUGCGUGAUGACUGGGAGCGCCAGUGCCGCGAGCACGUCAAGAAGAUGGCGCCGAAGAAAUACCACGACCAGCUCCUCCCUAAGCAAGGUGAGCUGCUUGUCGCGUGCCGUCGCCGCAUUCUGGAUGAAACCUACCUCCCCUCUCUGAAGCGCGACAAUGUCGACCUCGAAACGUCGAAGCUGGUCAAGAUUGAAGAAGACGCUGUUAUCACCGCCGACGGCCGCCGUAUCCCCGCCGACGUGAUUGUGAUGGCCAACGGCUUCAACCCCCAGACGGCCGGUUACCCCCUGCAGAUCCGCGGUCGCGAUAUGACCCAGCAGGAACACUACGAGAAGUACGGUGAGGGCUCGAUGAUUGCCUACCACACCUGCUUCCUGUCGGGCUUCCCCAACAUGGCCAUGCUGGUCGGCCCCAACUCGGGGACGGGCCACAUGUCGGUCAUUUACACCUCGGAGCGCCAGCAGGAGUACUCUAUGUACAUUGCCCAGCCGGUUCUGGAGUCGAGCCGCCCCUCGGACGCGGCCAUUGCGCACCUGCCCGGUAGCAAGACCUCGGGCGAGCUUACGCACGUCCCCACCUUUGACGUGAAGCUCAAGGCCGAGCUCGAUGAGCAGCACUGGAUCGUCAAGAAGAUGAAGGGUCUUGUCUUCACUUCGUGUGACUCGUGGUACCGCGACCCGAAGUCGGGCCGUGUCACCGCUGUAUACCCUGACUGGCAGUGGAAGUUUGCCCUCCGCUCGUGGUUCCCUGUCUACGACGACUUUGUGUACAAGUACAUGCCCAAUAACGCCACUAGCCCCAAGAUCUCGCUGUGGCAGCGUGUCGGUAUUGCGCUUGGGCUCGGCACCACCCCCUACGUGGACCCCUCGGAGACGACCGAGAUCAACCGCAAGGCGAUGGGCGCCUAG